CUUUUUGGUUCAAAUCAUGCCAUCACCUUUCUAAAUUUAAUCCUUUUUUUCAAUUGAUAAAGUGCAAAUUAUCCUUUAAUUAAUCGAAGGGUAUUGAUGAUAAUCAAUUAGAAGGAUAUAUAAAAAAAGUAUUCAGUCAUAUUUUUGGACAUAAUGUUCGAAAUAUAGGCAUGCAGUUUCAAUAAUUUCUUUAGAUUUAAAGGGUAUUUCUUAUGUUAAUCUUUUUUUUUUUAGAAUUGCUACGUAUGUAAUUACCAUGGAUUAUAAUCCAUAUAAAUAGCAUUUUAUUUAAAAUCUUUUUAGUACCCUUUUGUUCUAAUUGAAGAGGAAAGUUUAAUUUUAGGGUAUCCUUAAUUAUUUUCUCCUUGUAAUUAAGUUCAUUUCUAUUUUUUUUUUCCAAAAAUACAACUCUAAAAUUUUAUGUAAUUACCACUUUCCUAUCUAGAAAAGAUAGAGCCAAAUAUGUGCUAAUUUAGAUGUCUUAUCAAUCUUCUAAUUAAAAGAAAAAGAAAAAGAAAAUGACAUGAAAAAGUGGAGGUUCCUUGAGGAAGAAUAAAGGGUUGAAAAUGUGGACUUGUGGAGGGCUCAUCAACUUUUUUUUGAAAGGGAAAUUAGGAAUUGAUGCAUCUUUGCUUCUUUUCUCAAAGUUCCACAUAUCUUAUCCUCAAAUCUAUUUUCCUAUUGACCAUUUUUUUUUUUUUGAGAGAUUGGUAGAAUAAACUUAGCUGGAAUUAAAUGUGAAUCAAUUAGGAUUCGAACUUGAAAUUUCGAAUACCAAUCAUCAAGCUUUUUACCACUUGCGCUAGAAAAGGUCAGUCCUAUUGACUAUAUUAUAAUCAACAUUGCGCAUUAUUUUGUUCCCUUAAUUAGUACAUGUAGUAAUAAUCAUACCAUCCAAUAUGUUGUGUUCUUUAAGUUUCAUUUGGCUCGGGUAUAAGCAAGAACUGCCUAUUUCAUAUAUAGAUAUAAGUUCAGGUAUAAGUCCGAAAUAGGCUAAUUUUAUGUUUUGAUGAAAAUUAAGUUGUUCUCAGAAAUAAGAAAAAUAACGUUUAUAUAGAUAAGAUGAAAUAAGAAAAAUAGUACAUGCACUUCAAUGCGUGUCACAUUUCAGCACAGAAACUCAACUGGACACAUGAGCAGAUUUGCUAUAGAGAUAAAAAAUUUUAUCUUUACGUGCCCGAUGUUAGAGUACAAGAUACCUGAAAACACUGAGCAUGUGAUACCAAAACUCAGGAAAAAUAUUUUUCAAUAAAAUCAUUAACUAUUUACAAAUCCCAAGUACAUCCACCUACACCAUAAAAGCCUUUAGCUACAAAUAUCCUUUCUAAAGUGAAGUUAAAGUGUGUCCCUAAAUUGUGUGUGUAGACUAGUGGUACUAGUUAGCACCUUAGUAAAUUCGGAUUCGGCAAAAAUUCGGUACGAAUAUAAUGCGGAUAAAAUUCGUCUUCUAAUUUUUAAAUUUAUUAAAAAAUACGGCUAGAAAACGGAUUUACCAAUUAUUCGGAUACGUGAUUUAUAUGGAUAUUAUAUGUUCACUAAUUAAAAAUUCGAGAUAAAAAAUUCGAGUAUUAAAUUAAGUUGUUUUCUCUCAAGAUUUAUGCUAUCAGCAUAAAUAUUCAUAUUUCUUAAAAAGAUAAGAAUAAAGAGCUAUAAAAUUAAGCUAAUUAAGUAAAAAAAAUAAAUAAAUAAUUAAGCAAAUAAGAGAUUAAGAUAAUUCAUAAGAGAUUAAACCUUUUUGACCUAGUGAAUUUUUUUUUUUUGGAGGGAGGGGGGCAAAAGUUCACCAAAGGGUUUUUUUCUUUUUUUUUGAAUCGCGAAUAAUUCGCGAAUAAUCACUUUUGAUGAAAAAAUCGCGUUUUUUUCUGAAUUUUUUGAAAAAUAUAAAUACAGCCGUUUACUUCGUUUCUUCAAAUAUUCACGAAUAAUUCACGAAUAAUUCGCGAAUUAACUAACCAUGGUUAGCACCCAGCUAGAUCUACCCAAAAAAUAUUUCGAAAGAAGUGAAAAAUUUUAUAUCUAUUUUUUUAUACAUUAUUUCUUAUAAAAUUUGUCACACGGUAAUUCCUUCUUCACCCCACCCUUCUCACUCCUUGAUGCUUCACCUUCCCACCUCAUCUCUACCCGAUGUUUUGUUUUCCCAACAACCUACUUUCUAAUUAAUAUAUUCACAUGAUCUAUUUUUAUCUAGAUAAAUUGCUUAUAAAAAAAGAAUAAAAUAAAAUCUCUCCAUACUCAUUUUUAUCACACUAUUUUUUUUUCUUUUUGCUUUUUCUUGGUGCACAAGAAAUGUUCAAUUUUUAUAUUUUUUUUAAUUUUUUGUUUAAUUUUUUAAAUUGUGUGUGGAUUAAAAUUAAAAUGAGGAUUGCGGCGACGCAGCGAGGUGAAGUGCAAUAGAUUUGGAGUCGACGAAGGGGGACAAGCGAUGGGUGUGGGGGGAUCUGUAAGACAUCGACGUGGCCAUGAUAAAGGAGAAGCUCGACGCCGACAAUGGCGAUGGAGGAAACGCGGAGUACGAGAAUCGCCUGUCCGAUCUUGCCAGGGCGAUGAAGCAAGGAGGAGCUCGGGUCGUGCCGCGGAGCUCGAUUUCCACGUCGACGUCGCGCUGCGAAGCCAUUCGAGCAUACGGUUGCUGCUGUUACAUCGCGAGGAGGCUGGGCGAGGGGGUGUUUUCGCCAUCCUCGACGUCGCAUCGGCGCUGGAUUCGCUGUAAAGCGUCGACCGUCAGUGUUUCGGCUCGUACUCGGCGUAGGAACGUCGGAUUUCGACGGGACUUGGUUCGUUGGAUUCAGGACUUCGAGAGGAAUCCACGAAGCCCUUAUUUGCUGGAUUUGUUGAAGGGCGAUUUCGAACUUGAGCUGGACACCAUGGUUUUUUCAGUGGAUUUGGGGAUUUUUGGUGACCUCCUCGCUGCCGGGGUUUAGCGAUCUAGAGCCUGCUGUUCCGGCUGCUGCGUCUUCUGAGGUUGAUCGAGGCAAGGGCGUCGCGAACUAGAGCCCUACCAGACGAGUUGCUGAGAUAGAGGAUCACCAGCUGCAGGUAGUCCUGGUUUACUUUUGAGCUUUUGUACAUACUGAUGCUAGAUCUCGCUGGAGCGAGUACUUCUGUACUUAGUUAUCUCGUUUGUAUAUGAGAUUUGUUCGUUCUACCUGCUUAGUCUCUUUACAGCUCUACACUACUAUUUGUAGUAUUGUUGAUUUCAGAUACAGAUAUCGCUUCGUAUACAAGAAAAAUUCUUUGUAUACGGCGGAUUUGUUAGCGUGCCCGGAGAACGUGUAUUCGGGGCAUGACAAUGAAGAUUAUCAUUGUAAUCAAAGUGACGUAUAAAACA
Messenger RNA from Ananas comosus (pineapple), 3328 nucleotides. RefSeq lists its product as uncharacterized. The record is from RefSeq and is a predicted model, not a curated record. The transcript is spliced from 5 exons. Lineage: Eukaryota; Viridiplantae; Streptophyta; Magnoliopsida; Poales; Bromeliaceae. Bases 2460 to 2921 code for a protein of 153 amino acids.